Molecule: messenger RNA, 1359 nt
Organism: Eremothecium gossypii ATCC 10895
Lineage: Eukaryota; Fungi; Ascomycota; Saccharomycetes; Saccharomycetales; Saccharomycetaceae
Gene: PRO2
Product: glutamate-5-semialdehyde dehydrogenase
Exons: 1
Coding region: 1-1359 (452 amino acids)
Molecular function (GO): glutamate-5-semialdehyde dehydrogenase (NADP+) activity; NADP binding
Source: RefSeq, marked provisional
AUGUCGACGUUAGCUGAAUCUAUUGCAAAGAAGGCCCGUGUUGCUGGGAAUGUGCUGAAAACCUUGAGCAACGAACAGCGGACUGGCGUGCUGCGUAGGAUCCAUGAUGGGCUGCUGGCUAAGAAAGAGGAUAUUCGCAAGGCCAACGAGGCCGACUUGGAAACUGCAGCCCAGAACAAUUUGGCUCCCGCACUUGUGCAGCGGCUGAAUUUAUUUAAGGGCGACAAGUUUGAGGCCAUGCUGCAAGGAAUUCUGGAUGUUGCAGCGUUGGAGGACCCCGUAGGAAAGCUGCAAAUGGUGCGCGAAUUAGACGAGGGGUUAACCUUGUACAAGGUGACUGCGCCUGUGGGGGUAAUGUUAAUUAUAUUUGAAUCUCGUCCUGAGGUCAUCGCCAAUAUUUCCGCACUGUGUAUUAAGUCCGGGAACGCUGGUAUUUUGAAGGGCGGCAAAGAAUCGGUGAACACCUUCCGAGAACUGGCUGCUGUGAUAAACUUGGUUCUUGCUGAGAGCGAACCAGAGACAGGGGUUCCAGUCCACGCCGUGCAGCUAGUGGAGAGCAGAAGCGAGGUAUCUGACUUGUUGCAGCAAGAUGAAUACAUUGACCUUGUCGUACCUCGUGGGUCCAAUGCGCUUGUGAAGCAAAUUAAGGCGUCAACCAAGAUCCCUGUACUUGGCCAUGCGGAUGGUAUUUGCUCUAUCUAUCUAGAUGCGGAUGCGGAUUUGGCGAAGGCUAAAAGAAUUGUUUUGGACUCCAAGACUAACUACUGUGCUGCAUGCAACGCCGCCGAGUCCUUAUUGAUUAAUCCUCGCUGCUCAGGGUGGGAAGAAGUACUAGCACAUCUAAUAAUUGCUGGGAACGUCAAGUUGCACGUUACUAGCGAUGUGAAGGAGGCUUUUUUCGCCUACGCUGGGGACGAUGCUGCCCUUAAGGGCAAUGUUGUGGAUGCAGAGGAAGGCGACUUCUCUAGGGAAUUUUUGUCGCUCGAUAUUGCUGUAAAGUUCAUUGACUCGGUUCAAGAAGCCGUGAUCCAUAUCAAUGAGCACUCCUCCAAGCACACUGAUGCAAUCGUUACUGAGUGCAAGCAAACCGCUGAUUUCUUUUUGAAGGGUAUCGAUUCCGCAGGCGUUUACUGGAACGCGUCCACAAGAUUCGCAGACGGUUUCAGAUAUGGAUUUGGGACAGAAGUCGGCAUUUCCACCUCGAAGAUUCAUGCGCGUGGCCCGGUAGGCCUUGAUGGUUUAGUAACCUACCAGUACCAGGUUAGAGGCACAGGCCAAGUUGCGAGCGACUACAUUGGUGCCGGAGGCGACCGUGCUUUUGUGCACAAGGACCUCGAUCCGAAAAAUGUGGCUUUCUGA